AUGGCGGAAGUAUUAGUAAAUACAGUUGGUUAUGAUGAUUCUGAUUUAAGUGAUUAUGAAAAUAAUUUUAAUAUAAAUAAUAAUUUAAUUUAUCAAAAUUUUAAAUCAAAUUAUAAAUUUAAUUAUAAUCAAAAAUCACCAAGAUUUGGUAUAGACAAUAUUAAUACUAAUAAUAAGGUUAAUAGUAUUAAUAAUGAAGAAGAAUUUGGAAAUGGUAAUGUAUUAGAGUUUGGAAAAAAAUUAGAAAGAAUAAGUUAUAGAAAUAGUUUAGAUACAAUUGAUAGUAUAAAUAAUAAUGAAAAUGUUUUUAAAUGGUGGUGUGAUGAAAAUGAUUAUUCUGAUGAUUUUUCUGAUGAUUCCUUUUUUUCUCCCGUUACGGUGUCUAGUAACACGGCUACCCCUGGAAAGGGUACUAAUACCCUAACUACCACUAAUACUAAGGAUACUAAUAUCAUUGGAGCAAACACCGUUACUGAGGAAAAUAAUACUACUAAUUUUGCUGCACCUAAAGUAGGUACUGGAACCUUAGGUAAUCCAGCUACUAAUAGUACUGAGGAUAUUACUGUUGGAGCAAGCACCGUAACGGAAGAUAAUAGUGGAUGGAAAAGUUGGACAAAUGGUACAAAUCAAUUACAAGAAUUAAAAUCUAAAAUAUUAAAUAAACUAUUAAAUAAUAUUAAACCCGUUACGGUGUCAGGUGCCCAGGGAAAGGGAGCUGAUUCUACAGCCAUGGAGUGUACUAUGGGAAAGGGAGCUAAUUCUAUGGUUACAGAGUGUACUACUACUGUGGGAGCAAGCACCGUAAUGGAAGAAUUAAAAUAUUAUAAGAAUAUGAAUAAAAUAUUAAUAGAAAAAUUAAUAUAUAUAAUAAAUAAUAAUAAUAAAUUAGAAUAUAAUAUCAAUAAUAAUUAUGUAACUUUAAUACAAAAUCAUUUAAUCAAAACACAAUCAUUUCUAAAUUCCAUUACUGGUACUACUAAUAACCUAACUACUACUGAGGGUACUAGUACAGUUGGACCAAGCUCCGUUACGGAAGAAAAUUCUACUACUAAAAUUGCUGCACCUAAUCUACAUACUGGACCUGAAGGUACUGGGUUCGAAACCCAGUCCAUUACUACUACUACUGAGGUUACUAAUACUAAUACUACUCUUAAUGAGGAUACUAAUACAGUUACUACUACUGAGGAAGGGGCUAUUGUUGGAGCAAGCACCGUAACGGGAGACACCGUAAUGAAAAUAAAAGAAUUAGAAUUAAAUAAUAAAGAAUUAGAAGAAAAAAUAAAAAUAAUAGAAGAAAGUAAAAAUAAUUUAGAAGAAGAUUUUAAAAAAACAUUAACAUAUAUGAAAUUAAUGAAAGAUCGUUUAAAAUUAUUCAAACAAAAUAAUACACAAAUUACUACCACUAACAGUACUAAUAACUUUACUACUAGUACUAAUAACUUUACUACUAAUACUCUUAAUACUCAUAAUAGCCUUAAUACCCUAAAUACCCUUAAUACUACUACUAAUAUGAAUAAUAUGAAUAAAAGAAAUAAAUUAAGACGUAAUAAUAGUAGUGUAAGAUUUAAAGAAAUGAGUGAAUUAUAUGUAGUACCAAGAUCACUUUCAGAAACAAAACCAAUAAUAAAUAAUAAUAAAUUUAACUUUUUUAAAAAUCUUUUCAAAUAA
Theileria annulata is the source of this 1668-nucleotide messenger RNA. RefSeq lists its product as uncharacterized. The coding region runs from base 1 to 1668 and encodes 555 amino acids. The transcript has a single exon. Lineage: Eukaryota; Apicomplexa; Aconoidasida; Piroplasmida; Theileriidae. The record is from RefSeq and is a predicted model, not a curated record.